Molecule: messenger RNA, 1296 nt
Organism: Nezara viridula (southern green stink bug)
Lineage: Eukaryota; Metazoa; Arthropoda; Insecta; Hemiptera; Pentatomidae
Source: the annotation of a GenBank genome assembly
GUAAGGAGGGGGUGCAGUUUGUUGUGUUCGGCCUUCUGCAUAGCAGGUGUCUUCGCCAUGGCAAAGGUCUGGCUAUUCAUUGUUGCUGUCACAACGGUUUUCAUCUCAACUGAGAUGGCUAGUGUAGAAAUCUUAUCGACUCCUACAAAAGUCAUUGUCAUGAAGCCUAUGCCUCAUCAACCAGACAUGAAAUUAGGAAGAACAAGUUGGGAUUCAAUUAGUAAAAAAGCAAAAGAAAAAAAAUCCACAAACUUAAUAACUGAAACUAAGGGUCUCAACAAAACCAUGAAUGAGAAUAAGAGUUCAGAACAUCCAGAAAUAAAUGAUUGGCCUUCAGUAUUUGUUUUAAAACCAGACCCAACAAAUCCUGUGGUUUGUUAUUCUGGAAAGUCGCUAAACAUUCACAAAAAUAACCAUGAUGAUCUUGAAAUAUCCUCCAUCAAAGAAGCCAUGACGAAUGAUACCGAUUCGAGUGCCAGGAACAACAAGAAAUUCGUUUUGAGUUCAGACCCUGAGUACCCUGUGAUCUGUCAAGAAAUAAAUAUUCCAUCACUGGCGAUAAAUAAUGAAACUGCAGAAGAAAAUUCUACAAUUUCCAAUGUCAGCUGCAUAAGGAGGGAUUAUGAACAAAAUAUUUCUGCUAUUUUCAUUAAUAAAGUUGGGCCAAUACAAUCAGCUUUGAACAUCUUCAAUAGUACUAUUCCCUAUGGAGUAUUCAAUGUAGAGAAUGUGGAAAGUAUUGGCGAAAUAAAAAUGUUGAACGAUACAAUAGUUAAUUGUGAAGAAUAUGGAAUCAUGACUGGUGAUAAAGGUCUUAGUAGUGGUACAGUUGCUUCUCUUCUUGGAGUAGGUUAAAAAUAUUCAAAGUAAGGAAGUAUGAUUAUAGUUAAUUUCAGAUUGUGAAUAUUACUCUUACCUUUUUGUAAAUUUUUUCUUUUAUUUAAUAAUUGUAUCACUUUAAUCUGUCAGGAUUCUGUUUCAUCAUUAGAAAAUCACUGUCUCAGAGACCGUCUUAAUUAAGUCAGUUUUUAAAUAAUUUAUUUAUUUUUCAGAAUAAUAACUUUUAUUUAAAGGAUAUUUAUAAUAUUUCUUUUAAUGAUUUCGAAAUAUUUGUUAAUUUGAUAAAGGUUUAUCAUUUUACUAGAGUAAUUUACGAAGAUGUAUCUAAUGUAAAAUUAGUUUCAGGAUAGAUUUGUUAUAUAUUUUAAAACUUUGUGAUAGUUGUUGGUAUAUGAGUUUUACUUUUUAUUAAUUUAAAACUGGUAAGUUUAUUUUUUUGCAACAUCCAAUAUCAUU